GGAGAGAGGCAGGGGAGAGAGAGGCAGAGGGAGAGAGGCAGAGGGAGAGAGAGAGAGAGAGAGAGAGAGAGAGAGAGAGAGAGAGAGAGAGAGAGAGAGAGAGAGAGAGAGAGACAG
Messenger RNA from Oncorhynchus tshawytscha (Chinook salmon), 117 nucleotides. RefSeq names its product chromobox protein homolog 8-like. The transcript is spliced from 2 exons. Lineage: Eukaryota; Metazoa; Chordata; Actinopteri; Salmoniformes; Salmonidae. The record is from RefSeq and is a predicted model, not a curated record. The annotation marks the transcript as partial.